AUGUGGGGUUUUGCAUCAAACGCUUGGUCAUCUGGGCUGGGGAAGAGGAGUCCCCCAAAUUGCACUUCUUCGAGUGCUGCUUGUUCUGAUGACGAAGCAUCCUCUUGCACAAGCAGGGAAGAAGACCUGGAAUGCCCAAUAUGUUGGGAGUCUUUCAACAUAGUGGAGAAUGUGCCUUAUGUGCUAUGGUGCGGCCACACCAUGUGCAAGAACUGCAUCCUAGGACUUCAAUGGGCUGUCAUCAAAGUUCCAACUGUGCCGAUCCAGCUACCAUUCUUCAUUUGCUGUCCCUGGUGCAACCUCCUGUCACUUCGCAUACUUUACAAAGGGAACCUCACAUUCCCACGAAAGAACUAUUUCCUCCUUUGGAUGGUUGAGGGGAUGAAUGGCGAACGGGCCAGGUCACGCCCAGCUAUUCAUAGUGAGCAACAGACUCCAUGGCUCUCAAGCAGCAGUAGAGCAAAUGGAAAUGCAGGCUAUUCAAAUCCCACUAUACGCCACCUUCCGCCACCGGUUGACACGCCGCCCACUAAUGCCAAUCAUGCCAACCAUGGGGUCCCUCUGCUGAACGCAGAGAGGGUACAAGCUUCGCUGCGCAAGUCCUUGUCGUUCCUGGUUCACUUGACUGCCAAGUUUCCCCUGGUGUUCAUCUUCCUCCUCAUAGUGCUCUAUGCUAUCCCUGCCAGUGCAGCAGUCUUGUUAUUGUAUGUCCUUAUCACUGUGUUGUUUGCACUUCCCUCGUUCCUGAUACUGUAUUUUGCGUACCCGAGCCUGGACUGGCUUGUUAGAGAAAUCUUUGCCUGA
Molecule: messenger RNA, 804 nt
Organism: Miscanthus lutarioriparius
Lineage: Eukaryota; Viridiplantae; Streptophyta; Magnoliopsida; Poales; Poaceae
Source: the annotation of a GenBank genome assembly